Molecule: messenger RNA, 1800 nt
Organism: Mizuhopecten yessoensis (Yesso scallop)
Lineage: Eukaryota; Metazoa; Mollusca; Bivalvia; Pectinida; Pectinidae
Product: O-acyltransferase like protein-like
Exons: 7
Source: RefSeq, a predicted model, not a curated record
UAAUGUUUGUCCCGAAUUGUAAUGUGAAUAUACAGGUAUGGCACAACGUUUAACUAUGAUUGGGUACAUGUACCCGCGCACAUGGAUCAUAUUACUGCUAGCGUGUUAUGAUUCAUAAUCCAGUGACCGUCGAUUUAACCAGGAGAAAUGUAAAUAUAGCAUAAAGGUAUACUAGAACGUCUAAAUAUAGACAUCGUCCGUGAGCACGAGGUACCCCGAUAACGCACCUAACCAUGACCUUUCAACAGUGUUUCACAAUACCUAACGAGGAUUUGUGUCAGCUGGAGUUCGAUCCACAGCCUCGUGUUAUAAAAUUUGCUUGAAAAGUGUACACUUCUAUAAGAGAAUAAGUUGACAAUGCUGCUACUCAUAAUCCGUCAUACGAUUAGAUAGACUUUCAUCAUCGUGUGAGCGAGUGAUACAUGUACUAUACUGAUCAAUGUGUAUAUGGUGGUGAGGUCAGCAGCAGGAAGGCGUAAUGAUGUACAUAUAAACAGGGAGGAUAAGGGGAUACGAACAUCACACCAACAAUAUAUAACUUAACACAGACAAAAUGAUGGUAAACUUCCAACGUAUUGUGUUAAUUCUGGUGACACUAUAUACACAAUGUGUACUGGGAGUAUACAACCAAGAUCUAAAGUUAAACUGGAACUCGGCAGACUUUGGAAAUUAUUUCAACGUAGCAGGGAAAAAAAUUCCAAUCGAAACAAACGACAAAUUUGUUGAAAAUGUCUUAGACAUGAGUAGAUCGUUUCUUCGCGAUGGAAUAAUUGGCUCCCUGCUUCGGGACUUUGAAGGUAUACAAAAGGAUACCGGAAAUUUAUAUUAUCAAAAACAUUCAGACGAAAUUAGAGAAGCGAACGUGUUUUCUGCAGAAAAACAAACCGGAGGUCCAUAUGAGGUAUCGUUUACCUGUUUGAACGAUACCAAACAAGUGAUGUUGGAUAUCUUAGCGAAGAAACCGUACGCUAUUGGCAUGUUGGAUGCUGACACAAAGAUUCCUAGCGGCAUAAUGCAGGGGCAUUGGUUAUGGCUCGGGAGCUAUGAUGAAUGCAAGUCUGUCCAGUCUCCUUCACUGCCCAGUGGUCAUCAAAUCACCGGACAGUAUUGCUUAACAUCAACCUUGAAAUAUUUACCGGUGAUGGGAUACAAACCGUUAAGUUUCGGUACGUGCGUACCAAACAGUUGUAGCGAGGACGACGUGAAGGCGUUACUACGUAGCUUGAUUGAUAACGGAUCGGGUCCUCCAAAGCCUGUUCUAGCUGUAUGUGACAAGGAGAAGAGCUAUUCUAACGGUGACAUCACAUCAUUGGUGGUGUGUGGUAUACUGGGACUGCUGGUAUGUAUUGGGACUCUGAUAGACAUAUACCUAAGGUAUACGGACGAUGUUGGACAUAAACAGGACGCUAACCGGCAGAUGAACGGACGAGUCAUUCAAACAAAUGAAAGGACUGGACUUUUGUCCAGCACGUCCGUUUCUCUUGAAGAAAAUCCGCUGAUUCAUCCAGCCAGUAAUAGAGUAAAAAGAUGGCCGAUGUUGACGUCAAUCAUGACGUCAUUUUCUUUCGUGAAGAACACAGAGAAGUUACUGUCGACUUCUACAGCAUCCAGUCCAUUGUCUUCCCUCAAUGGCAUGCGCGUGCUCAGCAUGUGGUGGGUCAUCCUCGGACACACUUUUGAAUUACCAAUAUCUUAUCAAGUAGUUCAAAACCCUCUGCAAGCUGCAAAAAUAGGAAAACGAUUUACUUUCCAGGCAAUCUUGAACGGAACCUUUUCUGUCGAUACAUUUUUCUUUAUGAG